AUUGCGGCGCGUGUUAGAGGCGAGGGUGGUUCGUGUCGCAUCGACUCCUGAUCACCAACCUUCGUGAGGAUUCAGAGCCGUGCUGUGCGAGCUUAGAGAGAUGUGCUCGGUUCGGAAACGCUCCAGGUGACUCACGACAGUGAACCGUUUCGUACGCCGCGCUCGAGCGCUGUGACUUCAGAGUGACUUCAGCCAGCGGGUGAACAUGUUGGACCGUGUGGCGAGGGCGCUGGACGUUGUGUACCCGAACUCUGUGGCGGGUCUGCUGGCCCGGUGUCGACAGAAGGUGGCGCUGGCCAGGGGAAGGCUCGAGCGGAGGACCAUGAGGCUCGUCCGGUCCCGAGAGCGCUGGGUCAUCCUGGCUGUCACGCUCGCCGUCCUGCUCCCCUGCACCUCCGCACAGGCGCGCUCCGCCAGCGUGCUCCAAUGGAACCGACACGUGGACACAAGUAACAACUGGCGACCCGUAUCGACACACCGAGACGCCUCCGUUUGGUCACCAGGAGGUGUCAGUCAAACGCAGCGCAGAGUCUACUACCCGACCCAGUACAGCGACUAUGACUACGAGGAUGAGGACGACGACUAUGUGGCGGCGCCGACUCCCGCGCCCUAUGCGUUCUGGGUGACUUCCCCGCGCACAACGACGGUGGAGAGGCCCGAGAAACAGCCGCUGCUGCUUGGAGAGAGCUUCUACCACGAGCUAGCCCGGCAGAGAACUUCAACUACGACGACCACCACCACAACCACUACGACCACCACCACGAAGGCGCCGACGACUCGGACCACCACCACGACUACAACUGAGAAGGCGACAACCAAGAGCUCCUUCGAGAAGGAAGCGGCACCUCGGCCUUCGUCAUACUCACAGUCGCCAACCACGAGUCUUCUGCAGCAGAUCCUGCGUCGACCGGCGCCCGGACAGAAGCGACCCGACUUCUCGUCGCUGCUCGGAGCGCUGCUGGCUCCUCCGACCAUCGACGACAGUCCUGACAACAUCUCUGGGCCACCUUCGGCACAUCUGGACAGCAGUAGUAAUGCACCGACGAGCUCCUUCGCCGCGUUCUUGAGACGCACUACAAGGGCUCCGACAACGACCACGACCACGACUGAGAAGACGACCACACAGACGACCACGACGACUGAGCAGGCGACGACGGAAGCCGGCGGGUCGACGACCACUCGACGACCUGGAGGGUUCCUCUCCAGCCUGUUCGGCAUCCUGUCUCGUCCACGAAGACCGAGACCGACGAAAAAGCCUACAUCGACGACUACAACGACAACAACAACGACGACUACCCAGAGUCCUACGACUGUUCGCAGACCUUUGGAUAAAAUCGACGCCGGCUUCCAAGUGCUGAACCAGAUCUUCGGCGGCAGCCCGCUGGCGACAGCCACUAGGCCAACCACGACGGGCCAGGUGGUCAGCGAGUCACGCCCUGUCGCGCAGAUCACCCGACCGCCUCCUCCCACCACCACAACCACUACCGAACAUCCACCUCGUCCCCAUCACCCUCACCUGGUCGGGCGCCAUCCGACGACCGUCCUGGCCACCUCGCCGAGGUAUCCCACCACGGUAUACCCUACCCCGCCUCCGUACCCCAACUCCUCUCCCUACUACUACAAUACCCAUCACCAGGGAACCUCUCCGCAUCCAUACCCCUUCUACAAUCGUCCGCAUCCUGUCGACAAGAUUGACGGCCCGAGGCGUCCGUUCCGUAGACCGAACCCGCCGAAUGUGCCGUUCUACUACAACACGGAGCAGACCGAUCCCGAGCCGCCGCCAAAGGUGAACCUGCAGCAGCUCUUCGGCAGCGUGGUGCAGCUGGUGAAGAGCGACGGACCCUCAAUGAUGUCCGCGCUGGGUGAUGCCAUGGGCGCAGUGCAGGAGGGCAACUACAUGGGAGCCAUCCAGUCCGUGAUGCCGGUGCUUGGACAAGCUACCCCGGUUAUCAUGAACGUCAUCAACACUGUGGGGCCCGCACUGGAGAAGUCAGAUAUCUUCGGCCAGGCUGUGGAGGGAGGCGGCCUCAACAGCCUUGUCACCAUAUUCACCAACUCCCUCAACGGCCGGCCGCUGCCGCCGCGACCUCAAAGCUACGGCUACAUAGACAAGAGUGACACGGACGACUUCAACCGACCCUACUACCUCGGCAGGAUCAUCGGCUCUGGCCUGAAGCUCGCCACCUACCUCAUCAACUUCGGCUCGAGCGUGGUGCGAGCGAGGGACGCCGGUCGCGCUAUGCCAGACUUCGAUACAGUGGCCUUCGAGACGACAUUCCAAGAGGAGAUCUGCUGGGUACAGGAAGCGAUAGGAGAAGAGAACCUCGCGUUCCUCAGAGACUGGGCGGACGGCAGGUUCCGGUGAGAUGAGCACGUGCGCUCGCGCACUAAGAACUCUCGUAUGGUGAGAGACCAGUGAGCGAUCGCAGUGCAACGGUGAGAGGCGAUAGUGAGUUAGCGAACUCAGUGAGCGAGUGACCGUGAGCCACGGUGAACUCGAACUCAAACACUUAAGCGAGUGAGCAGAUAAAAUCGAAGCAGUGCUAUUGCUUCCAUGCGACUUGCUGACGUUUUAAUGAGCCCAGUGUUCGUCGCUGCGCGCGCAGUGACCAGGCCACCUCCUAAGUGUGGCAAGGUGUUCAGUGAGCAUAGACAGACGCGCCGCAAGUGUCACGGUGCGCAGCGAGCGCCGCACCGCGCCGGGAGCUCCGCAACAGGGUCCGGUCAAAGCGGUCAGCUCCCGGCGUGCCCGCGACCUUAGCUAGUUGAGCGGGUCACCGGCAGGCGGCGCUAGUGGUGCGAGCUGCGUGCGAAGUGCAGUGUGCGGACAGUGUUAGCGAACAGAGCGCCAGUCGGUAUGGAUGUGACAGCAUUAGAGCUCAGAGUUGGAGUGUGUUCUGUGUUCGGCGCUCCCUGCUGUGUAAGCAGUAGUGUGUGUUCGAGUCCGGACCCGCGGGCGGGUUACAGGAUCCGAGAAGAACCGCCGGCGGUCAGCAGGAGUGACGUCACAUUAUGACGUCAUGGCGAGAAUGUCAGAGGCGAUAGCGUUGGGUCGGAAUGGCGGUGUUGGAGGCAGAAAUCACCGGAUGCAGGACAGUUCCUCAUUCACGCCACGAACAAUUCCCUCAGCAACCCAACUUAGGGCACUUGUUCUCGUCAAUAAGCUCUCCCUUCUCCGCUACGAUAGGCAAUAUGUAGAGCAUUCAGGGUCCGAAACGGGACCAACCCUAUGAAACAAUUCCAAACUCGAGCGAAACACAGCUAAGUGCGUGAAUGCUACUUGCCCAAUCUUCUGAAUCCGCAUCGAUAACCCGUCCCGUAAGGUCAUCUCAGGUCAGAUAUCACCCCGUCAGCGCUCGCUCUGCCUACUCCUCCCUCCCUCUCUCUCUCUCUCCCUCCCUCC
This is a messenger RNA of Amphibalanus amphitrite, 3403 nucleotides long. RefSeq names its product mucin-5AC-like. NCBI's taxonomy places the organism in Eukaryota, Metazoa, Arthropoda, Thecostraca, Balanomorpha, Balanidae. The record is from RefSeq and is a predicted model, not a curated record. The transcript has 2 exons. Bases 206 to 2365 code for a protein of 719 amino acids.